AUGGCAAAGCUCAUCCUCAUCAUCUUCCUCUUCGCCGCCUCCGCCUUUGCCGCUGCUAGAAACAGCGAAGACUUCGCAAGAACAAUGAACCGAAAACACCUCGGCCUCCAUAAGAAAGAGAAACUCACCCAUAUCCGUGUCUACUGGCACGACAUCCUAAGCGGCCCGGAACCAAGCUCCGUCGUGAUCCGACCGCCUGUGUCCAACUCUUCCCUUUUUGGGUCAGUAAGCAUAUUCGACAACCAGAUGACCACUGAAGUCUCGGUCAACUCGACUGUAGUGGGCCAGGCGCAAGGUAUGUAUGCUAACGUGGCCCAAAAGGAGGUGGGAGUGUUGAUGGCAAUGAACUUGGCGUUUAAGGUGGGCAAGUACAAGGGAAGCACGAUCACGAUUCUUGGUCUGAACAAGGUGACAACGAAGGUGAGGGAAAUGCCGGUGGUCGGAGGAAGUGGAGUGUUCAGAUUCGCUAGAGGCUAUGUUGAGGCUCGGACCAUGUGGAUCGAUUUCAAGACCUUAAACGCUACCGUUGAAUAUAAUUGUUAUGUAUUGCAUUACUAA
Molecule: messenger RNA, 558 nt
Organism: Microthlaspi erraticum
Lineage: Eukaryota; Viridiplantae; Streptophyta; Magnoliopsida; Brassicales; Brassicaceae
Source: the annotation of a GenBank genome assembly